GCUCUGGAAAGGAUCUCUUGCGUGAUCACAGACCUGCUUCGGGUGGAUUUGCGCUUAAUCUGUUGGUGGUGAACGAGCAUAAAGCCUCACGUUUUACACUGUUUGGAGGAUUUUACUGGAUAUAGAUUAAGGAUUGGUUCAGGAUGGACAUGUUCAACAUCAUACAAGCCUUGAUUUAAAAAAACAAACACUUUGUCAGAGCUCCUAGAUUUUGGAGGGAGGUCUGUUUUUUGGUUUGUUUAACUUUUCUGACACUCUUAAUUCUGCUACCGGAGUGAUCUCUGAAAAUGAUUGGAUAGUUGAAAAGACUAUUGUCUUGUGGUAUUUUGGAUUACAUUGAAACGGAGCAGAGUUUAUUAUCAUUCUUGACUCAUCUGUUCGUUCACAUUUUGGGUCACUCUGACAAACAGAGACAUUCCCUCCUCCAAAUGAAGGUCUUGCUGAUGUUGCUAAUACCACAAAUGCGAGAGCAGAAAACUGGAGUCAGAAUGCCGCAAGGAGGACAUAUUUAGAACCCAAAACAACUGAAGAAUAAGUCACUUAUACAAACAAUUGCACCUUUUGAGUGCAUCUGCUUGAAUACAGACGAGCACUAUUAUCACCCCCUUCUCCAAACUCCUCAACAUGUUUUCCCCAACGACAGCCAUGCCCCCUCCUCCUCCUCUCCUAACAGAAAGUGCUCUUCCGGUGCCCAGUGUACCAUCAGCCGGCCCAUACACAGAUCAUGACUUGCUACGGCAGGAGCUGAACUCUCGUUUCCUGGCCUCUCAGACUGCAGAUCGAGGAGGUGCUCUGGCUCCUCCAGCUUACCUGCGCACAGAGUUUCAUCAGCACCAGCACACACACCAACACACACAUCAGCACACCUUCACUCCCUUCCCCCAUUCCAUCAUGCCCAAUCCAGCAGCACCACUGGUGCGUACCCCUGCCAGACAAUUUGAGAAAUAUCCUGCUAAAGUGGACAACUUUCAGAGACACAGUUUGGUCCCGUCCUAUCCGUCAGUAAUGACUGGAAUACCUCCUAUGGUUCCACCUGCUGGACCAUUCAGCUCUCUCCAGGGAGCUUUUCAGCCCAAGGCUUCCAACCCAUUAGAUGUGGUGUCAAGACCAGGAUCAGUGCCACAUCAACAUUUACAGAAAGAUUCAAGGCUUCUUGACCCCAUGUGUAAACCAAAGAAACCUGGGAAGUGGUGUGCAAUGCAUGUCCACAUUGCAUGGCAGGUUUACCAUCAUCAACAAAAAAUUAAGAAGCAGAUGCAGAUUGAGCCACAUAAGUUAGAGUUUGGCUUUAAGCCUGAGUUUCUGAAUCAGUCAUCUGGCUCCAACUUCAUGGGACUGCAGCCACGUGAUUUACCCCGUCCAUCCACCAUCCUCUCUAAUGCAGGUCCCACACACCCUUCAGUUUCACCCUACGGAUCCUUACAGCAUACCCCAAGCAAUCUGCAGUCUGGUCUUGUCCCCCAUCAUGAAUCUCUUAAUAAAGCAGUCACGUUUGGAGGCCUAACUACACUGAGUUCAUCUGCCUUUGGAGGACUAGGAAACCCUUCACUAACACCAAAUGCAUCAAAUGGGGCUAAAGAUGGUAAAAUGGUUGCAACUUUGAAUGGACCGCUGGAGCACUGGAACAGACUGCACCAGACGCCCUCAUCCUUCCCUACACCCCCUCUUUGUCCAAGACCUUCUGAAACCGAAAGAGCUCCCUCUGCACCAGACAGAGUAGCUAAUAAGAUAGACUCUGUAGACAACAAACAAGACCAGGAAAGAGAGCUGAAAGAGAAAUCGAACGGAAAGCAUUUAUCCCCUGUCAGAAACAUUGCACUGGAAAACAAACAACCAACAGAGUCCUUAAAAGCUUCCACUCCAGAAGAGCCUAAGGAAGAAGAGCGGGCAAGAGAGAAACCCACUGCCCAAGAGCUCCUGCACCAGAACCGAGAAAUCGAGGAGCAGAAACACAAAGAGAUUCAAAGUGACAAAAAAGAAAAGGAUGUCAAGAGCGAGCAACAGCAGUCUGCAGAGGACAAGCCAGCAGGAAAGGAGAGAUCAUCACCCAAGCAGAGAGAGGAUCUGAAGAGGCCAAAUACUGAUAGCCAACCCUGGGAGCCAGCUGAGAAGAAGAUAAGAGUGGAGUUUGAACCCCAUGCCAAGACUAGCAAGGUGAGGGUCAAGGAGGAAAGGAGAGAUGACCAGGACCAUGAUGUUACAUCACACCUGAAAGUUUUAGAAAAAACAUGGCAGGGUCCCAGAACCCCUGCUAUAAACUGUUCACCUCUUUCAACACUUCCUUUGCCAAUAGGAAUCCCAGCUGGCCACCCUGGUCUGGAUAGGUCCAGGUUGGUCUCACCUUUUCUGGGAAUGGGUCCAUUACCUGUAGCUGAAAGGCUGCCUUACUCACCUCAGCACUGGGAGUCUAUGCGGAAUGUUUACCGGGGUCUAGACCUUCCUCGUAGAGACUUGUUGGGCAAGGACCUCUUAAUGAGGGCCGACCCACUCCAACGUGCCAUAAUGGGGCACCCUGCUUACGCACGGGAGCCUUUUCUUCAAUCGAUGGCUCUGGAGCAAAGGAAUCACCUGGAGGAGCGGCAGCGCCUGGCCUUCCUGAGAGAGGAGAGCGAGCGAAGCCGCAUAUUGGCUAUGCACCACACUGCACUGGAUCCACACUUAGCACAUCCAGGACUCUUAGCAGCAGCUUAUCCCGGUGCAGGGCUCCCACAUUACAGCCCUCUCAGUAGAACUCUACCCGCUGCCUAUGUACAUGCCCAACCACAUCCACUUUUUCCAAUGCUACCAGCAAGGGCAGGGUCUCCGAGACGAACAAACCCUCUUUUGGACAGACCUCUUUCACACCCACACAGAGACACUGAGGCUCGGUGAGCUGGACCGUAUUGGGAACUGAAGGACCCAUGUAUAUCAAGCACUUCAUGUGAAACUAAGUGUAGUCAUGAAAUGUACAGUGGUGGAAAGUCAUAAAGUUUUUUUGUUUUGGUUUUUUUUUUGUCAAAAAAUAUUAAAAUGGCUUUUCUGAGGAAAAAAUGGCUUUAUUCU
Danio aesculapii is the source of this 3042-nucleotide messenger RNA. RefSeq names its product activator of transcription and developmental regulator AUTS2 b (gene auts2b). The transcript has 14 exons. Bases 625 to 2871 code for a protein of 748 amino acids. NCBI's taxonomy places the organism in Eukaryota, Metazoa, Chordata, Actinopteri, Cypriniformes, Danionidae. The record is from RefSeq and is a predicted model, not a curated record.